Molecule: messenger RNA, 6025 nt
Organism: Fomitiporia mediterranea MF3/22
Lineage: Eukaryota; Fungi; Basidiomycota; Agaricomycetes; Hymenochaetales; Hymenochaetaceae
Exons: 8
Coding region: 37-5856 (1939 amino acids)
Molecular function (GO): protein binding
Source: RefSeq, a predicted model, not a curated record
GGGUCAUCGAAUUACCUUUUCGAUCACAUCGUGCAGAUGAACACCAGUACAAUUCAACUAUCGUCUUCUCCUCAAGUCUCAUGGUCAACGGUUAAAGCACAAGAGAAAGACGCAGAAUAUCUUUCGCUUCGAUUACUUAACAAGCGUGCUCGCAUACGAUUAUCCAAACAACCUCUUGACUUGGACGCUCAUGAUGGAAAGGGGAAUUAUUUUGUUGUUUCGAAUUUGAAAGGGUGGUUUGUUGCAAUUGGGCGAAGUCCUGAAGCGGGAUACCAAAUUGUAUUCUCCCCGCUUAGCGAUCUUCGAGGGUCAAUUAUUUCCUCAAAGUCAGAGGACGAUGAGAGCUUCACGGCAAAACGUGUUCUGCAAGUGGCGGGAGUGCCUGUACAUUUGGCGUUGGCCCUUAAUGACGAGCGACUGGUAGUCGGAUCGGCAGAUGGAUCAGUAUUCGUAUUUGAUACAUCUCCGCUAUUUACGCCAGGAGCUGAUGCGGUCGAGCCUUUACGAACUUUCCCUCCGGCACCACCUGGUCCAAUACAACAGAUCUUGGGCAAUCCAGGGGAUCUUCCAGAGCUAGUAGCAGUCCGAAGAGAUCCGAAAAGUGGCUCAGACGGGUUAGUUGUUGAGAUCAUCGAUACCAGACAAUUGCAAUCUAUAAGUGGAUGGGCUUGCAAUACUAUAGAAUCAAUACCAACGUCCGUUGUGUGGUCGGCCAAGGGAAAACAGCUGGCCAUCGGUCUUAGAAAUGGCGAUAUCAUGACAUAUAGCCCUUCUGAUACGAAAACACCGAAGUUGCACGUCCCAAAACCGCCGUGUGUGGGUGAAAGAAGCAUCAUAACAGUGCUGUGGUUGACAAACCAAGCAUUCUAUGGCAUUUACACGCCCCCUGGUGAUUUCAGUCCAGAGGUUUCGCAAAAGCACGUCUUAACUCUGUUUGACCCUAAGGCGAAUUCUGCUACUCAGAUAGCGCUCGAGAAGCCAUAUUAUCCGUCGCCCGCACUACGACCCCCCGGAUCGUUCACUGUUGCCAUGCGCAAUUGGAAUCCUACGAAGAUACUUGUUUUCGUUGCUGACACCACGUCGAGCGAUAUUGGUCUUAUUGGUAGCGUUUCGGAGGACAAUACGAUGGAAACUUGGUGCAACUUGACCUUAGAAGAAACAUCUACGCCGAGCGUACCAUAUGAUAAAGACGGGGAGGAUACUGUGCCUCUCGCUUUAGACAUGGACCUUACUGCUGGCCAGGAUACAUCUGCAUUUCCUAUCCUGUAUGUUUACGCAAGUGAUGGGACUCUACAGGCGUGGUUUGUCUCCAAUGACAAGGGAGGCACUUAUCCUGGAAUGAUUACUCCAUCAGUGGCCAGUACCUCAUCAACGCAGUCAACUGACAGUUCAUCCACCACCUCGUCGGCAUUUGCGCAACUAUCAGGAAUGUCUACCUUUGGUACAACUGGAUUUGGGCAACCUCAGGGCGGUGGGUUCGCGAGCUCAGUCACCGAUUCGCCAUCAAAGCCCGCCUUUGGCCAGUCAAACACACCUGGCUUCGGCUCGUCUGCCUUUGCUCAACAGCCCACUGUGCCUGCAUUCGGUCAGACAUCGGCCUUUGGACAAUCCUCUGUUGGGUCUCCAUUCGGAAGCUCGGCGCAGUCUGCGUUUGGACAAGGACUAGGGAGUGGUUUUGGUGCAUUUGCAUCAUCUGGAUCGUCGAAGUUCGGCUCAACGGGAUUCGGAUUCGGAACAUCGUCACCUGCCGCAGGACAGCCAAGCACACCUACAAAACCACCUCCAGCGGUUGAUGUAUCAUCUCCGGAGGCGGAUAUGGCUGAAGCUGAUGAUGGCGAUACCGACCGGCUGGGUGGUCUGUCAUUAGGUGGAGCAAGUGAUACAAAUAAGUCCCAGGAUGGCGCCGUGAAUAGCAUGUUCGGUGCUUUUGUACAGACCUCUACUCCAGAGAAACCAGAAACAUCGCCUUUCGGUGGUGAAACAAGCGGUUCAAACGCCUUCGGUGCAUUUGGUAGUACGCAGGGCUCUGGCUUUUUGAGGCCCGCAUCUGGUUUUGGGGCUUUCCUCAAACCCACGGAGCCUCAAUCUGUGCCAAAUAAUACAAGCUCUGACAAAGAGACGAAGACUUCUCCAGCAUUUGGUACUUCCGGUUUUGGAACUGCAAAGCCUCAAUCCGCGUUUGGCCAAACAGGGUUUGGUCAACCUUCGCCCUUCGGGGCUUCAUCAGCGUUUGGAAAAUCCUCGGCUUUUGGUUCGCCCGCUCCUCCUUCCACUUCAGCAACCGGGACGGGUGGAGGGUUCGGUGCAUUCGCCGGCGCUUCUAAGGGUUUCAGUUCGUUUGCUCAGGAUGGUACAACUGGCUUCAGUCAGCAAGCACAAACCCUCCAGACAAAGCCCAGUGAAGCCCCAAGUAUUGCAAUGGCAACUUCCAGCGAGGAUCCAGGGAACCCCCCAAGUUCUUCAAAUUUUGAGCAGAAGUCACCCUCGCCAUUCGGUACUCCACAAGCCUCGAGCUCUGGGUUUCCGAGUGCAUUCGGAAUCAAUCAACAAUCCUCUGCGAAGGCGCAAGAGCAAAAGUCGAGUGUAUUUGGGAUACCAACAGCUCGUAGUCGAUCGCAGUCAUCUAGCCCAGAAGGCAGUCCGAAUCUCGGACAGAAACCUAAGCCUAAAGCUCUACAAGACGAAUCGUCGAUUGACAUCGCUGAGCAGCCGUCAUCGAGCCCAGCUCCCUCAGCUCAAUCAACUACACCAUUCGGUACUCCCACGUCUUCUGCAUUCAAAGCUUCUGGUGCCGCACCGGCUGGCGGUGCAUUUGGAGGCUUGACAUCAACGCCAUCCGUGUUCAAGCCGUCUGAAGGCUUUGGAGCAUUUGGCGCCAGUGCGUCGGUUUCUAGCACAUCACCAUUCGCGAAUCCAAGAUCUACUGGUGUUAGUGCAUUCAGCACACCUGCUAAACCAGUCUCUGCCUUUGCUGUUGGGGGAUCUGGGCCAGCGAGCGCAUUCCAAACCCCUACUACGGGUUCGACAACUCCGAAGUUUGGGUCUCCGUCCACCCCAGGUGCUACGUCUGUUUUUGGGAAAUCAUCAUUUGGUUCACCUUCUACUCCAGGUCCUUUGAGCACAACCCCUUUGACGACACCUGCAGGGAAUGCGUUUAGUGGGUAUAGUGGAUCUGGGGGAUUUAGUGCCUUUGCAAAGGCGGGAAAGCCAUCCUCGUUCAGUGAUUUGCUGAAGGGACAGAAGGACGAGGACACCAGUCCGGCUGCUUCCGAAACUCCCGCGGCAGGUAAGGACAAGAAGGGAGACGAAUCGUUCAUUACUAUUUCUAAGCCGGACGAGCUGGAUCAGGAUAAUCUCCCGCCUACGCCUUCGACUCACGGCACAUUCGACGAAGAAGACCAGAAUUUGGGAGACGAACAAGAACACGAUGAUGCCGACUCCUUUAUAUCUGAGUCGUUUUCUGGGGAAGAGGAAGCACCAGAAGAGGAAGAAGAGGAAGAAGAUAGUGCAGAAGAAGAGGAGGGACAGGAGGAAGAAGGUGAAGAAGAAGAGCUUGUGGAACGGACACCAUCGCACGCAAGGACUCAAAGCCCGUCUGCUAUUCCCCUACCUCCAACUCCUGAUUCCAGGGACCUUACACCCGAAUCUGCUCCUGCGCUUGAGAAAAAGGAGUCAAUGUCCUCAACAGAUUCGUCUGAGAAGUCAGGCAAACCCAGCACCGCUGCGUCGGCGAAAGGGAAGUCCCCUUCUCCCAUCAUUACACAGCUCCCUGACGACUCUGCUGCCAAGAAAUCUGCUCCUCUUAAGUCACCGCCUCCAUUCUUUGCCAAGGCAGGUGCCUCUGGAAUUCCGACGUUAUUUGGCAAGCCAUUGGCUCCCACUGACAAGGUGCCCGUCGGCACGAGUAAAUCCGCAUCGCCUUCUCCCCCGCCAUCGCUUUUCGGGCAGAAGACUGAACCAUCAGGUGCUGAGGCAACGAAGCCUUCAGUGCAGAGUGUCUUCUCCAAACCUGUCUCAUCUGUUCGCGAGGGAUCAACUACACCUCCUGGUUCCCCUAGCAGACCAGAUGAUAUUACACUAUUGCCAGCUCCCAAACCCACUGGUCCUUCACCCGCAAUCCUGAUUGGCUUGGGGCGACCUAGUUCACGGCCAACGAGAAGCUCACCUCUCGCAGGAACACCCGUCUCUGGCGAAGAAGACAAAGAAUCUCCGAACAUUCCGUCCUCGCAAUCUGCUCCUGUUUUUCGCAAACCUCGCCCGGCGUCACCAAAAGUGCCGUUUGGACAGACGGCUCCCACUACUGCAGCCCAACAGACGCCUGUACUUCCUCCUUUCGCAAGACCUGAUGAGAAGCAGGGCCAGAGUUCUCCCCUUCUUCCCGCGGGCCUGCCGCCGAAGCCUUUCACGCCUCCUCCUUCGCAAGGACCGAGCGCCACGCUUCCUACAACGCCCGCUGCGCCGCAAAACCUCUUCCCGACUUCCGGCAAUGCACCGUUCAUUAUGCCAUCAACGGCACCAACCAGUUUAACAGAUAGAACUUUACCAGGCGCAGGCAUUUUGAAUGCCAACGAUGUCAAACCACAGGGCGCACUUUUCCAAGCUGGUGCUCAGCGAGUGGCAACACAAACAUCAUUCGAGUCUAGUAUGCAGAGAGAAUGCCAAGCUCUCUAUGUGUCUAUGGCGGAGGAAUUUGAGCAAAUGUCAACGAUGAGUAGGGCUGCUAUUACAAUGAGGACACUGUAUGGGAGAUCAACAGCGGCGGCUCAUUCUCGGGAAGAUUUGAAAGAGAGGACGAAGUGGUUAUUUGGAGACUUGGAAACAUUUGGAAGGCUGGUGAAAGGUCUCGAGAAAGACGUCCUUGCAGUAUAUAAAUUGAAGGAUGAAUUCAUACCUCUCAUGCGGGAAAUAGAGAGCAAUCUUCUAAAGGCCGAGACGCGAAAGGAGGAGAUCGUUAGGUUCUCCAAGGCCAAAGCAGACCCUGAGUUUGCGAAGAUGCUCAAAGCUAGGACGCUUGGUCCCGAUGCGUCGGAAACACAGCUCCAUUUGAGAAGGCAAAUCCGAGUUAUCAAUGACAGAGUUGAGCAGCUCGAAGCACAUCUCAAAUCAUGUAAGAAGAAACUGGAGGAGCAUCGUAAGGGCAAGAGUAGUAUCAAGCCUCCUUCCUUAGACACAGUGAAUCGUAUCUACCGAAAUAUUGAGGUCGCCAUCGAGUCGCAAGCCGACCAAAUUGAAACGCUAACUUCUCGGGUCGCUAAACUGGACUUGGACGUACUUGAUACGACUUUACAUGGUCGAUUUUCUUCACCCCGACGCAAGUCUACCCGAAAGGGGGUUUUCUCUGUUUCAGGUGCUGCUCCUGAGGACGACGAGAAACCAAUAUCCGUCCGAUCGCAUAUUACGCCCUCGAUAGCUGCUAGCACUGCGGCAGCACUGAAUGCCGAGCGGAGUGCUUUGCGCCUUAAGAACGCCUUAACAAACGCACGGAGGGCUCCUCUGUUGAAUACACAAGCGGCUAAUUCAUCGAAACGAAUCCUAAAUUUGGAUAACUUAUCUGUCGGAGAGGGCUCUGAUGUCCCUGCCUCUGUCGCUGAUGUGAAGAGCGAGCUUCCCGUAGACUUGGACGCGAGUUUGGACGACCUACGAGACCGAGACGAAGGAACGAGCGGAGAUAAUUCGCGGCGAACGCAGCGGCAUUCCGCACAUCAUCAGAAAUCUGUGAGGUUGGGUAAGACGCAGACGCAGGUACCAGCCUCGAUUACGGCAUUUGAUUGGGGUCCUUUACCAAAGGCUAAACCGAUGGCUACGCUUCCUGUGGACAUUCGACCGCAGGCGAUCAAUAGGAAGGCUUCCUCGUAAGGGAUUUACAUGUGUUUGCCUUUCCUGCUUUGUUUAUGCAAGAUCUGGUUGUUCGUGCAUUUACAUGUUUGCAUCCUGCAUGUUUUGUAGUGGCUUUGCUCCCCAAUAUUGUGUUCUCGUACCUGUAGUUGUUCUGAAGCAAUGUUACAUAAAUGACUUUUGUGAUAAU